Molecule: messenger RNA, 905 nt
Organism: Meloidogyne enterolobii
Lineage: Eukaryota; Metazoa; Nematoda; Chromadorea; Rhabditida; Meloidogynidae
Source: the annotation of a GenBank genome assembly
AAAAUGAAUUUAAUACAUGUUGAAUCAAUUAAUGAAAGUGCUGAUAUCCCUCUUGAAUUUAGCAAUAAUUUGGAUGAAACUGGACAAAGUCGGGAACAAGAAAAAAGCCCCUACCUUCCUUAUGAUCCAGACAAAUUUUCUCUAGCACAUUUUUAUCGUCCACAAAAUGAUGUUGUUGCUUCCUGGAUUGUGCAAGCGGGGAUGGAAGGAAUUGAUAGAUAUGAAAUUUCUUCUCGUUUGGGAAUUGAUGCUGACACAAAACCUGGGAAUAGACUUGUCUCUACUUCAAUACACAGCACUGUGAGAAAUCGAGAAAAAUAUUUUGGAGAAUUUCAAAAGACGGAAGGACGUUUUAGAGUCAAAAAAUAUUUUUUUAAAUGUGCCCAAAAUGAGGCUGGAGGUGAAUUAUAUGUUAAAUAUAGCCAACGUUUCAAGGAAUUGACUGGCGUGGAUUGCCCUUUUCGGUUUGGCGAUUUACUGAAAUUUCCUGGAUACAAUUUAAACACACUUCGCAUUACUGACAUUACUUUAAAAAGAUUAAUUCAAAUUCUUGAAUAUUUAAAAGAUGUAAAAGCUGUAUUAACCAAUAUACGUCUACAAACAUAUAUUACUUUUCUUGAACAAAAUGAGGGAUAUCAAUUUUCGAUUGACAGAAAAUCUAUUAAAAAAUUACUUUUGGCUUUGUUGCAAAAAAAGUUUAUAAAUAUUUUGAAAUUGGAAGUUCUUGAAAAUGGAAUUGCUCAAACGUUACUUCUCAUCCGUGCCAGCAGUUUUUUCUUAAAUCCAGUCUCAAAAUUUUGGCCACAUCCAAAAGUUAUGCGCAAUCUUAUGCAUGAAUUUGUUCCAGGUUGCCGUUUUCGAGACGCGCCGACGUUCGAGUCAUUUUUUUGAACCUCAUUUUUUCG